AUGGAAGACAUCUUCAAAAAAUCAGCCAACAAUAAACAGACUCUAAGUGACCAGCUUCCUUGCAUAUCAAAACCAUGUACUUGGAAUGUCUUAAGUAAGAGAAAGCAUGAACCAACAGUUAUCUAAGAAGUUCAGUUUGAAAAGCAUGUUUAUGGUAAAAGAAGGAAAGAUGACAAGGCUUCAACUAACAUUACUCCUAGUGAACUGGGUGCUUCUCACAAACAACAGCACAGUGCAGAUUUCAAAUUUAUUUUUUAA
Messenger RNA from Pocillopora meandrina, 258 nucleotides. Lineage: Eukaryota; Metazoa; Cnidaria; Anthozoa; Scleractinia; Pocilloporidae. The record is from the annotation of a GenBank genome assembly.